AUGUCGACGUUUGGAUCGCCUGGUGGGAGGAACGCUUUCUCGAAGCCCAUACCGCCGGAACGAGGCAGUUUCCCGCUGGAUCAUGAGGCUGAAUGCCAGCCGAUCAUGAAGGACUAUCUCCAGUGCUUGAGGAGCCAUCGCGGUGUGAACGAGGAUGCGUGCAGGCAGUUGAGCAAGAACUACUUACAGUGUCGUAUGGAGAGGAACCUCAUGGCCCCCGACUCGAUGAAGAACCUCGGCUUCCAGGAAGCACCAGACGCAGCAAAAACCACAGAGGCAAAAACCAACAGCUGGAAAGAAGGUCCCGAUGCGACCAAGAAUGGGAAAGAGACGAAGUGA
Fulvia fulva is the source of this 339-nucleotide messenger RNA. Its product is annotated as Cytochrome c oxidase assembly protein COX19. The transcript has 2 exons. The record is from RefSeq and is a predicted model, not a curated record. The coding region runs from base 1 to 339 and encodes 112 amino acids. Gene Ontology annotation, cellular component: mitochondrial intermembrane space. Gene Ontology annotation, biological process: mitochondrial respiratory chain complex IV assembly. Lineage: Eukaryota; Fungi; Ascomycota; Dothideomycetes; Mycosphaerellales; Mycosphaerellaceae.